UGCGCCGCCGCCUGCGGUCUCCCGGGUGCGGGCUCCCGGCCUCCCAGUACCCCGGUGGCCCCGCGCCCCCGCGUCUGCGCGCUCCGGCCCCGCGGAGCCGGCCCCGGCCCCGGGUCCGAGCGGCCUCUGCCCCGCGCGCAGAUGGCGCACUCGCCGGCCGCUGUGCCCCUGGGCUCGCAGGAGCAGGGCUGCCCCAUCCGCGUGGAGCACGACCGUCGGCGCCGCCAGUUCACCGUCCGGCUCAACGGGUGCCACGACCGGGCCGUCCUGCUCUACGAGUACGUGGGCAAGCGGAUCGUGGACCUGCAGCACACCGAGGUCCCUGACGCGUACCGCGGGCGCGGCAUCGCCAAGCACCUCGCCAAGGCUGCUCUGGACUUCGUGGUGGAGGAGGACCUGAAGGCCCAUCUCACGUGCUGGUACAUCCAGAAGUAUGUCAAGGAGAACCCGCUGCCCCAGUACCUGGAGCGCCUGCAGCCGUGACCCUGGCUUGUGGGGCAGACCUGUCCCUGCCCGGCCUUCCCUCGCAGCCUCUGCCCGGGCCCGCCCCGUGCUCUCAGGAAACCCGGACCCCGUAGGGGGCGGCUCGGUCAUUUUUCUAAGGAUGCUCAUCUGCGGUCGCUGGAGGUAGCGGGCCAAGGGCGGGCAGUUGUCCAGCAGCGGUGGCCACCGGGCCCGGCGGCCCCCGCGCUGCAGACGCUGGUCUGCAGAGGGCCACGCGGCCGGCUGUGGGCGGGCCUGGGAGGCCCACGGCCAGGACCGGGACAGACGCAGGCCGUUCCUGUGGCGGCCCGGGGCUCAUCUGUGUUCCCUGCUCUGCGACGGGCAGAUGGGCUGUCCUGGUGCCCCCGCCACCGCUGCCUCCCAGCCUGUGUCCCCUUUGCAGAUGGGGAGUGUGCUCCCCAAGCUGAGAGGAGCAAUAAUGAACUAUGUGCCAACUUCUGAGCAGCGCAGCGCCAAGCCAUGAUUGCCACCAGUCAGCGCUGCCCCUUCCCUUCCGCCAGCCGCGCCCUGGCAGGAGGCGGCGAGGGACGGCCCUCUCUGGCGUGUGAGCCUGGGAACGGGUGGCCCGGGCGCUGGCUCAGCCCCCGCGGUGCGCUCUGAGCCCACGCACAUGUACACGCACACGCGCGGAACUCUGAGUGCCAAGCUGCGCGUUGGCGGGGAGGCCGGUGGGGGGAGCGCUGGCUGCUCUCUCCUUGGUCCCGGUCCCUCGGCCCCUUCCCUCCAUGUCCCUCGGCUCUGCGGGAAAAGGAGGUCCCUGUCCCCUGUGGCUGCCCUGCCCUUCCCGCACAGCUGCCUGCCAGGAGCCAGCUCCACGUGCAGCUGAGCAUCGCAGGGACCCCACCCCUCACUGGCCGCCCUGUGGGUGAGCCUUCUCAGAAAGGACCCUUUGGAGCUGAGGUGGGAGGGAGGCAAACUGUCCUCAAGAACCACCCUCACCACCCAAAAGAAACAUUUCUGCGGAGGGGUUCCCUUUACAGCCAUCAGAUAUCAGGGUGUCUUUCUUACGGUGCACUGUGGCCGGGCGUGGUCUGUCACCUCCCUGGGGUCCCAGGGCCCCUCCCAGACUAGCCUUCCUGGCAGCAGCCUGGGAGGCACACCCCAGCACCCUCUGUUCAGCACCAGCAUUUCUGUGGGCUUCCUCUCAGGCACUGCCCGGGGCUCAGGGUCCCGACUCCAGCACCCUCCCUACACGCCAUGUCCCCGC
Molecule: messenger RNA, 1711 nt
Organism: Pteronotus mesoamericanus
Lineage: Eukaryota; Metazoa; Chordata; Mammalia; Chiroptera; Mormoopidae
Gene: NATD1
Product: N-acetyltransferase domain containing 1
Exons: 3
Coding region: 142-483 (113 amino acids)
Source: RefSeq, a predicted model, not a curated record